Molecule: messenger RNA, 540 nt
Organism: Protopolystoma xenopodis
Lineage: Eukaryota; Metazoa; Platyhelminthes; Monogenea; Polystomatidea; Polystomatidae
Source: the annotation of a GenBank genome assembly
AUGAACCAUUACGUGAGAUCAGGCUCUACCAGUGUCUCGGCAUCACUCGACACCGUUGGCGCGGCUUGCAACUCUCCAACUUCCGCUUCAUCGGAUUUAAUAGCACCUACUAGUCUUCUUCUUAUCUCCGCAGACCCUUGCACAUCUUCAGAUGUGGCAUUGUCAUCCGACCAUUCUGGUGAAUCAGCUUCUCUUUGCCGUUUUCCUUUCAUCCAAAUGAUGAUUGUUAAUCUUAUCAGUCUUUAUGCUGCCAUAAGUCUUAGGAUAUCAUCAAGCGUCAGUCAGCCGCCAAAAAUCAAGAGCAAAUUAUAUAAAAGAACUCAUUCACCAGGGACGUUCAUUGACCAGAUGAGUCCAGACACCAAGGAUCUUCGACGCCGAGUCAGUCACAAUGAAGUUGAACGUCGUCGCAGAGACCGCAUUAACACGUGGAUUGCUGAGCUCCACAAACUGCUUCCACCAAACGAGCAAGCAAAGGCACAAUAUCAAAGCAAGGGUAUGGUCUUAAAGCGUGUAUGCGAAUAUUUUCAGAAAUCUUAG